AUGGAAUAUUUACAUGCAGCCUCUGUUCCCUCAACAAAAAGUGAAUUGUCACUUUUUUCUGUUCCACCAACACAAGUAGCAAUCGAAUCUUCAUACGAAGUUGAAUACAACCCUUCAGCAUCCCUUGAAUCAAGUCAAUAUCAUGAGAUAUACAUUCCUGCCUCUGAUGAUUUCACUGAUCUUUCGUCAACAAUGAUUCAUCUUAAAGUGCAAAUACUUGAAGAAGGAAAACCAACAAAAAAAAUUUUUCAAACCGUUCCCGAUUUUGGACAUGCAAUUUUUGAACAAAUUGACUUUAUUUUAAAUAAUGUUAAUACAGUCAAGUCUUCAAAUAUGUAUCAUUAUCAAGCUUAUUUAGAAAAUCUAUUAUUUAAAUAUCCCUCCAACAUCGAUAUUGGUUCAGAAGGUACAAAUGGGAGUGAUGAAAAAGAAAUGUAUUUUAAUCUUCAUGUACCAAUUUGUCAACAAGAUCGCUUAUUGAUUAAUGGUGUGCCCAUACAAAUUUGCUUCACUCGAUCGAAAAAUGGAUUUCCAAUAGUUGUUGGUGAUAAAACACCAUUAACAGUGAAAAUUACUAAAUUAUCGGUUCAUAUCAAGAGAAUUAAACUCUUUCCUGACGCUCAAGCUGGUGUUUUAACUACACUUGAAAAAAUUCCAGCUAAAUAUUUCAUUGUUAGAAAUGAACUUAAAGCAUUUGCUCUUAAUCCUGGUUCUAAAGAUUAUAGUUUCGAAAAUGUACACAAUGGAAUCUUUCCGAGGAGAAUGAUUAUUGGAAUUGUUAAUUCAAAGGCUUUUUCGGGUGAAAUUGAAUUAAAUCCAUUUAAAUUCGAGCAUUAUAAAUGUAAUCACAUCUCAUUGAAUGUUGAUGGUGUCAUGAUUCCAAGUAUUCCUUACAAACCCGAUUUUAUCGCUAAAACGGCUGUUCGCGAAUAUAUUGAUUUAUUCAAAGCUCUUGAUCAAAGUGAAGGUAUCCCUCAGAUUGAUAUUAAAUACAGUGAAUUCUGUGAAAGAAAAACAUUGUUCGGAUUCGAUUUGACUAAUGAUGGAUCAAUUGGAGGAGAAAGUGGUACUUUGAAUCUAUUACGAAGAGGAAGUAUAAGACUUGAAUUAAGAUUCGCUGAAACAUUCACUGACCAGUUGAAAAUUAUUGUCUUCAGUCAAUUUGAUAAUGUUAUAACUAUCGAUAGAGAUAGAAAUGUUACAUUAGACUAUUAA
Messenger RNA from Panonychus citri (citrus red mite), 1215 nucleotides. RefSeq lists its product as uncharacterized. The record is from RefSeq and is a predicted model, not a curated record. Bases 1 to 1215 code for a protein of 404 amino acids. Lineage: Eukaryota; Metazoa; Arthropoda; Arachnida; Trombidiformes; Tetranychidae. The transcript has a single exon.